AUGUUAGAGAAUCGCUCGUUAACAUCGGCUGCUGAGGACCAGGAACCAUUGGGAGUUGAUCAACUCAUCAAGCCUGAUCCUAGACUCUUUGACGCAGCUGCAGAGCUCAAAAGAGCGCUCGGGAAGAGUUUCAAGAUGGAGGCAUCAGCAUCGAGUUCAAAUCGUUCUCAUCGCAAAGCUGGUGGCGGUGGGAAACUCGUCAAGCAAAAGAACACAUGGCCACCGAUCAGAAGCAUAGGUUUGUCCAUGGAAGUUGAUCGAGAGGAAGGUCAAGAAAAGUGGUUCAAGUUCGUGCAUAAUGCACAUUACGAGCAGCUUGAGAGGUCUGAUUAUUUCACAAUUAUUCGACUU
Messenger RNA from Ostertagia ostertagi, 351 nucleotides. Lineage: Eukaryota; Metazoa; Nematoda; Chromadorea; Rhabditida; Trichostrongylidae. The record is from the annotation of a GenBank genome assembly.